Molecule: messenger RNA, 3060 nt
Organism: Closterium sp. NIES-65
Lineage: Eukaryota; Viridiplantae; Streptophyta; Zygnematophyceae; Desmidiales; Closteriaceae
Source: the annotation of a GenBank genome assembly
AUGGCGCUUCCGCCGUACCCCGCCGGCUGUCGCAGCACGGGCGCCGGUUUCACGUUCGGCGGCUUUGGAGGCAUCUUAGCCGCGUUUCUGAGUUCCACUAGUGAGGCGAUUGGCAGGGCCAGUAGCGGGGCGGGCUACAGCGGGGAUGGAGGUGGAAGCGGGGGAAGAUCAGGAAGCAGUUGGGCUUUGGAAUGGGAUCCCGCUGAAGCAGGAAGCAGCGGCGGCGGCGGCGGCGGCGGCGGCGGCGGCGGCGGGGACGGGGGGAUGGGCGGCGGUUUAAGCAGCAGCAACAGCACGUUAUUUGUGUUCUCCGACGUGUUUCCACCCGGGUGGCCUUUCUCCCUCCUCACUGGCUGGUCUAUCGCCUUCCUCCUCCUCACGCUCCUCGUCGCAUUCGUCGUCCAUCGCACCGUGCGACACUGGCAGCUGCAGCUGUCCGUCGCACGGCUGAAAGCCGCGGGAUUCCUUCGCCACGCGCUCAUGCGACGCGGCGACAUGCCACUCGCCGACCACUCGUGGUUCGUGGAACCAUCGAAGAACCUUCCUGGUCCGAUCACCUGUUGCGUGUGUAUGGAAGAGAUUGAUAAGACGAAGGAGAGAGCGGAUGGGGGGGGAGGGGGAGGGGGAGGGGGAGGAAGCAGCGGGGAAGAAGCAGCGGUAAGAGGGGGAAGGACAGGAGGAGUGGAGGGACUUGGGGACUGCAAGCGCGUGGCGAUGACGGGGCGCAGUGUGGCGCACCAGUGGGUGGAGGCGAGUCAGAUCAAGAUCGAGGAGGACCGGCACGACGAGGACCUCGUGUGCAUGCUGUGCGAUGAAGAGGUGAAGUCCGUGUUCAGCACAGGCAAGCCAGUGUGGCGCUGUGUGUGGUGUCAGCGGCUGGUGCACGUGUUCUGCCGCCCGGCAGUCAUGAAAGCCGGAGAGGACCCCUGUGACUUUGGCGCCCUGCGCCGCUCCAUCGUCUCCCCUCUCUGCGUGCGCGAGAGAGGCGCGGUUGGGAUCAGCAGCAGCGGCGGCGGUGGUUUCGGUGCUGCUGCCGGCGCUGGUGGUGGAGCUGGUGGUGGUGGGGGGGCAGGAGGAGGAGGGGGGGGUUCGGCGUUUGGGUAUAGCCCUGCGGCCGCUGCCUCGGGCAUGCGGGAUUUGAUCUCCUCCUGGCGGCAGAACGCCGGGGAGCUUGCGAGCAAUGUGAACCGUUCGAUCAGGAAACGGGCCAAGAGGCGUGCUAAGAAAGUGGCUAGUUCGGCUGACUUGCUGAAUGGAAACGGGAAUGGGGCUGGGCAUGGGAAUGGGAAUGGGAAUGGGAAUGGGAACGUGCAUGCACAUGGGAGUGGCACUGGGGAUGGAGGGGUGGUGGGUCAGGGUGGGGGAGGAGCAGGAGGGGCGGAUUUUCCGGAAGGGGAGGCUAUGCUGUUAACGAAUGGGCUUAUAAGCGGGUUUGAUGGGGGGUUUCCGUCGUCACCUAGUGGGUCGUCGGUGGGCGGUGGCGGGGAGUGGGUGAGGGUGAAUGGGGGGCGCACGCACAACAACAGCAACAAUAACAACAAUAACAACAUGGAUGCCAGCAGUUCCAGUAGCUCAAGUGCUGCUAGUAGUAUUGGCGUCGGUGGUAGUGGUAUUGGUUAUGGUGCUGUUGCUGCUGGUGCUGCGGGUGGUGGUGCUGCUGCUGGUGCUGGUGGUGGUGGUGGUAUUCGAAAUCUGAGUGGGUUUAAUGCAGGGGGCACGGAGAAGGGAGGAGGAGGGGAGGCUUGUGUGUUGUCCCAAGGGGAAGGUAGUGACGGGUCGUGUGAAAGGGAGGGCAGGGAGGGCAGGGGUCUGGACAGGCACCCAGUGGGUGAGAGGGGAGUUGCUGGAGGUAGAAGAGCGUCACAACUGCAGCACGAACAGCCGCACAACCGUCAGCAGCAGCAGCCGCAGCAGUUGGUGCAGCAGCAGCAGCAGCAGCAGCAGCAGCAGCAGCAGCAGCAGUACGAGAUAGUGAACCUGCCAGCAGACGCGCGGCCGCUGCUGGUGUUUGUGAACAAGCGCAGUGGGGCGCAGCACGGCUCUGCUCUCAAUCGCCGCUUCAACAUGCUGCUCAACCCCAUUCAGGUGGUGGAGCUAUCCAAGGACCGGGGCCCAGAGUACGGGCUCUCUCUCUUCGACCACGUGCCCAACUUCAGGGUGCUGGUGUGCGGGGGCGAUGGCACAGUGGGGUGGGUGUUGGGCGCGAUAGAGAAGCGCGGCUACGACAUCCCCCCGCCCGUUGCCGUGCUGCCCAUAGGCACUGGGAACGACCUUGCCCGCGUGCUGGGAUGGGGAGGGGGGUUUGGCGCGGUGGAGCGACAGGGCGGGCUGCUGUCUGUGCUGCUGAACAUAGAAAACGCGCCCAUUGCCAUUCUAGACCGAUGGGCUGUCACCUUCCACCCCGCUGCUGGUGUGGGGUGCGAUGCCAAGGUGGCUCUGGAGAUCCAUCUCCUAAGGGAGGAGAACCCCGAAAUGUUCUACAACCAGUUCCUGAACAAGGUGCUGUAUGCCACAGAGGGCGCUCGGGACUUUGUGGACCGCAGCUGCAGCAACCUGCCAUGGCACGUGCGCGUGGAGAUCGACGGCCGCGAGGUGGCCAUUCCAGAGGAACUAGAGGGAGUGCUGGUGCUGAACAUAGGCAGCUACAUGGGGGGAGUGGACCUGUGGCAGAACGAGGAGGAGCUGGAUGACGGCCUGGCACCGCAGCUCAUGCACGACCGGCAGGUGGAGGUGGUGGGCAUCUGCGGCGCCUGGCAUCUGGGCAAGCUGCAGGUGGGCCUAUCACGUGCCAUUCGCCUGGGCCAGGGCCGGUCCGUGCGAAUCCACACGUCUGUGACCUUCCCCGUGCAGAUCGACGGGGAGCCAUGGCUGCAGGCGCCUGCCACCAUCCACAUCGCUCACCACUCCCAGGCGUUCAUGCUGAGGAGGACGGAGGGGGAGCCGGUGGGGCAUGCAGCAGCAGUGUUGAGCGAGGCAGUGGAUGCACUCACAGCCAGGGGGGUCAUCACCGCCGCUCAGAAGCGAGCGCUGCUGCAGGAGGUGGCUCUGCGACUGCAGUGA